Molecule: messenger RNA, 3580 nt
Organism: Vitis riparia (riverbank grape)
Lineage: Eukaryota; Viridiplantae; Streptophyta; Magnoliopsida; Vitales; Vitaceae
Product: bifunctional endo-1,4-beta-xylanase XylA-like
Exons: 4
Coding region: 1152-2558 (468 amino acids)
Source: RefSeq, a predicted model, not a curated record
UUGGAAAAGAAACCAGAGAAGAAAUUAUAAUUAUGAAUCUCCAAGGUCACACCACACUGGACCUGCUCCAAGGCCUCCUCCCCAUCCUGCUGAAAAGAACUCGAUUGCAAUGAGUUUUGUGGCAGAUAUUGCUUUAAAGGAUCAGGAUCAAGUCAAUCAAACUCCUAAUCAGUAAUCCAAGUAUCAUCAGUUUCAGGACGAUCUUUCCGAAGAACAAAGAAGCAUUGACUACCACCAACUGGGGAAGUACUCUAGUAGGAAAAUAAUUAUAAUAACCGUAACUCUAAUAAAACAUUUUCAAUAAUUAAUAAUGACCCUAACAUAAAUAAUAAAAUCUAUCAUUUCAUAUGUUUACGCCUAACAUAAGUGCAUAAUUUAAUGUCAUUAUCUCCAUCAAAAACUGGACUGGAAUCUAAGUUGGGAAUUGUUCUUUCUCAUAGUAGGUUGAGAAAGUACAGCUAUGUGACUUGGUUUCAUUAUCAGGUCAAACAAUUCUAGAAGUUUUAAGACUUCUGAUCCAUUGAUCAAGAUGGUUUUAGCAUUCACAUCAAUGAAUGGGGAAUGCUUGUGAAAUACACCAUAGCUGACCAUCAACCUGAAAUUAGAAUUGAAUCAUAUAUCUGAAUUGUCUGAACCAUUUUUCAGUAAGUUUCUUAUAUUCUGUACAAGACAUAAAGUACAAGUUGAGGUCCAAAAAGCAUUAGAUAACAAUGUCUUUAAGAUGAUUUUGGCUUGGAAAAGCUUCUAGAGAGGCUAGUUAUAAUUUCUGCAAAAAUAUGUCUUGCCUUUUAUUUGGAAAAAUAAUUAUUGUUUUUAGCAUCUUGUUUAUGGUCUUAAGAAAUGAAUGUGGGGUAUUUGUGUUGGAUUUCUUCAAUGGAUAAUUAUGAAGUUUAUGGGUUUUCAACUGUAUUCGAGUGAUCUUCUUUUCCUACUCCAUAAUUAUCUCAUAUUGUUGAGAGGUUAGGUAGGCAUGUGGUGAAGAUGAUACAUGAUUUCCCCAAUUCUUUUACCUCCAAGGAAAGUUAACCUAGUAAAUAUAAAUUUGUUUUUUAUUUAUGUAUUUAUUUUUUUAUGAUUGGUAUUCAUGUUAUACUGUAGAAUACGCUUUUGACUAUGAUGAUGGAUUUGAGUAGAGUUUUAACUGAUAACCAAUGAUUCAUUCCUGUUCAGGCUUGUGGCAGAACAGUGUGCCUUCAUGGGAAAAGAGAUUCUGCACUUCUGUAGGAAUUCCAUGGGGAAAGGUUGUGGAUGCCAAGAAAUAUAUACACUAUCAUGUUGAUGUGCUUAACUGGAAUGACUUGGCUGGUGAAGAGGCUUUCCACAAUGCAAAGAGACGCUUUUGGGCAGAGAUCAAUGGUAUCCCCUGCAGCAUCUCUCAGCCUGAUCCAGAUAUCUAUAUUGACAAUAUUGAUUGGAAUCCUUACAUUGAUCCUGAACUAAUGCGGAACUUGGAUAAAGAGUUCUUUGCUCCUGAUGAGAGAGAACAAGAUUGCAAGUUGGGGGAUUCAAAUCAAAAGACUAACUGUCCAUUGCCUGGUCACACUGCAGAAGGGUAUGAUAGGAAUCCAGCCAGUGGUGACAAUCCCUGGGAGUUGAAUAUGCCGAAAACUCUGAAGGAUAGAGCAUGGGCUUGGGACAAGUGGGGUGGUUGUAAAACUGAGUUGAGGAAUUUGGAUAAAACCAACUCCCAAGUGUCUGGUUAUGCUACAGAAGGGCAUUAUAGAAAACCUGAUGGUGGUGAUAGUCCUUGGGAAUAUUGGAACGUGCAGGGAGUUUUGAAGGAAAAAGCACGGGUGAGGAACCAGUGGGGGGGAAAUAUCAAUGAGUCAAGGAAUUUGAAUGGUGAUGAUAACCGUUGGAAGCACAGUUGUACUUGGGCUAGUGGUGCUGUGAGGGACAAUUCAUGGGGAAAUUGUGAGGGUAAUUCAUGGAGAAUGUGGAAUGAGGUGCCAAAGCCUAUUAAUCAGUUAAGCAAUUUGGAUAAUGGUGUUGAUAAUUGGAACAGCAGCUGCAACCAGGCUAAUGCAGCUCAAAGGGACAAUGCAUGUGGAGGUUGGAGCCAGGGAUGGAACUAUCAGAAUAAGUCAACGAAUUUGGAUACUGUGGAUGAUCCUUGGGAACGUGGCUGUCAUGGCACUGAAUCUAUGGGGUUUAAACAAGGGGGAGACUUGGGGAAUAAUCCUUGGGGAGGGAACCAUUGGGACAACAGUAUUUAUAAGCAAAAAAAUGUAUUUGAUAGUCACAGUCCUUGGAAAUACUGUGCCUUUCAGGGUACGGAAGCUGCAAAGGAUAGAAGUGAUAGUGGAGACAAGUCACAGGGUUGGAAACAGUGGGAGAAUCAUAAUAAUGAGCCAAAAAAAUUGGAAUCUAGGAAAGUUAGUGGAGGUUGGGGAGUCUGGAAUGGUGGUUGCCGGAAGAGAGAGGGUUCUCAUAAAAAUACAUCGAGUUACAAAUGCUCAAGGGUUCAAGGUGAUAGUUACCAAACAGGUCAUUGGGGGAGGAAGGGAAGAGCAAAGAAGAGGGUCAAUUUUUUCAAUGGAGUAGACAGUAAUGAAUAAAAUGCCUCUGUUAUGUGAUGAUGGAAUUCCAUCAAUUUUGCUGCCGAUUAAUCAUCAUCGACCUGGAGCUGGCUGUCUUGACAUCAUUAAGCUAUGAUAUUUUCUGUUUGAUUUUUUCUGCAGGCAGGGCCAACUUAUUUGCUUCUUCUUUGCAGUUUAUUCAACACCUGAACAAUAAACUUGUCAAAAUCACUACAGAGUUGUUCAAAAGUUUUUAGGACUUCUUUUCUCUUUCUUUGAGAAGUUACAAAACCAAUGGUGAGGGACCAGGGGCGAGGGCUUUAAUUUGAAUGGAUAUUGAGCCCUUUGGCCGUUGAAAUCAUUACUGCUUAAACCUCACAAGCACUAGCGGAUGAUUUUCUUGCUACUCAGAUUUUAGUGAGAAGUGUCGGUGAUUGAACAAGUCAACAUGCAAAGGGUCUUGCCAGAGCCAUGAUUCUUCCCAGGAAAAUAAAUUGUUCAUGUUAGUGAGCUCAGUCCCACAGUUGGAAGUCCCAAGGGAACCAAGAAGAUAAUGCCCAACCAUGACAAGGUUCGACUCACUCCAGACUUGAAGAGACAAAUUCAGUAGUUAUAACAAAAUAUUCUUCCAGUUGGGCAUCUGUGAUCUAACAUAUGAUAGUUGACACCUCUGUGCCCAGCCUGGCUAUAUCUAUUUUUAUGAAAUUGACUGGAGCUAAUCUUGAUGUGGAUACCGUUUUCCAGACCUAGUGCAGAGAACCACUGAACCAAGCAUUCAGUAGUGCCUGAAGGAGCCUGUACUUUAGACACAAUGAAGCUAUGAUUUUUCUGGUGAUCCCAUAAUCUUGACCUUUCAAGAGUUUACAAUCCGAUGUUCUGUUUGCUUAGUAUCCUGGAAGACUUAAUGAAGAGUUGAUUAAUGUAGAUGCUUCCUUGUAUGAUAAGAGAAUUUCUGUAUGGAAUCAUUGUAACCUUUUUCUUUUAAUGGGCAUCUUAUACAACAAUCCUCAGGUUUCAAGUUGAAUGGUUUGAGCAGUUUAUUCUGCCUGACUUUUAGAAAA